Drosophila obscura is the source of this 1431-nucleotide messenger RNA. RefSeq lists its product as uncharacterized. The transcript has 4 exons. The record is from RefSeq and is a predicted model, not a curated record. Gene Ontology annotation, biological process: DNA-templated transcription initiation. The coding region runs from base 127 to 1329 and encodes 400 amino acids. NCBI's taxonomy places the organism in Eukaryota, Metazoa, Arthropoda, Insecta, Diptera, Drosophilidae. Gene Ontology annotation, molecular function: DNA binding; RNA polymerase II general transcription initiation factor activity.
AAUAUUAAAUUCACAUUAAGUAACAAGUCGGAAUAGUUAAAUUAAAUAAAAUAAAAUUACAAGCACAGAAAGGAAAAUACUUUCUGUUUGUGAAGUUAAAGUAACGGAAUUUAAAAGUGAUCACAGAUGGAUAAAAGCAACACUCAUAUGAUCGUCGUUGACGUAGAAGAUAAAGCUGAAAGAAGUUCAUCUGAAGAUACACUUGAGAACAAUGAGGCUCGGAAAAGUGAACCUCACGAGGGCAUAUCUGAUAUGAUGAGCGAGAUGGCUAUAGGAGGCGCCCAUAAGAUCGAUUAUAUUAAGGAUGCCGAGCUGGAGGAAAGUUCAAGUCAGUCACCACAAAAGGACACAUCUGUGGCAGAUAUAUUUGCAGAUGCGAUAGAGCCCAAGACUGUUGACGCAUUUGACAAAGGACAUAAAGAUGAAGAGCCCGUUUCCAAUAUUCAGGAGCUUUCUGAUGCGAUGGACCUGCUCAGUGUUCAUCCAACCCAUGAAACUGAGACUAGUGAUUCGGAGAACGAUAAUAUCGAAAAGCAAGAGGGAUCGAACAUUUAUGGCCCUGGUCAGCUUCCCAUUUUUAUGUGGGAUUUCAGCUCGGACGAGGAUGAACCCGUAAUACCCGAUGUCGAUAUUAAUUACGAUAAUAUCUUUAAGGAUCUGAGUAAGCUGAGCGCUGUGGAGAAGCACCUCCAGCUGCUCUACAGACCCUUCAGCUGGGUAAUUGAUUUGAUCUGUCGGUUCAAUAUAUACGAACUGUGCAUCCUGAUCCCUGACUCCCGCUACGACCCGGGCUGCCAUCCCUCGGUCUCGGUCAAGACCGUCAAUCCCACUGGCUUGGUCAAGAUCUAUGCGGGUGGCAAGACAGUGGCCACCGGUUUGACCGCCGAGUCGGCUCGGAUCUCCUUGUCCAAGGUGGUUCGGAUGGUGGAGGAGCUAGACUUCAAAAUGGACGUGAAGAGCCUCAGUCGGAACAUUGUCCACGCCUCCUUCUGCAUGCCCUUCAAGCUUGACCUGGACCGUCUGUACGAGCAGCACUACAUGAAGGUGACCCGCAACUGCCGCACUCGGCCCUUCAUCACAUACAACACAGAGGGGGAAAACGUAGUUUUUGCUGUCUUUCCCAGUGGAUUCGUCCUGGUCCUACACUCGACCAAGCAUUCGGAAACCCGAGCCGCCAUUGCUGCCUUCUUGCCGAUCCUGGCCCAGUACAAGGUUGAAUAUCCCAACCAGGCCAAAAAGAAGGUUCGGCCAAGCGGCGACAUUUCCUAUAGGCUGCUCUGGGAGCACAGACUAGAGGAGGACAAGGUUGGCCAGCUCCUUUACUCCUAGAACUCUUUUACCAGUGCCCUUCUCCCUGUUCAUAGAUUGCCUCUAGUUUGUUAUGUUUCAUUUCAUUUUUCUGCUCUGAAAUACAGUGAACAUUUGUCAUAA